CCGCAAUCCAACAAUGUCUGAUCCGAGGCUGGAGACGAGAAGGCCUCGCCAACAUGAUCUGAAUGCAAGUCAUGUGGGCGUUAAUAAUCGAAGGCCUACCAAUUCGAGACCAGGAGAACAUUUGCGUCCAUCCGCACAUUUCGGAAGCACACACUCGGAUAAGCAUAUUGACUCCCAACACGCUCCUACGAAUGGCCAAGCUUAUGCGCAUGGUCGUCCCCAGACGUUUCCUCCGUUUCAUACGCAGCCUCCCGCAAAACUUGAUGCACAGACACCAGCGCAGCUUCCUGCGCAGCCUCAGGCCCGUCCGCAAGGAAAUCCGACCAUAAGACCCGGUCCAUCGGGAAUCGGCCCAUCUCAUCCACAAAGAAGUGCUGUACGGCCAAAUCCUUACCCAUUGAAACCCAGCAAUCGGCCAAUGAAUCAUACUGCAACAACGUCUAGAGGACCAAUGCCAAAGGUCCCAAUUUCCGGAAACUUGGAGAAAACGGAGAAAAAGAUUUUGCCGGACAUGACAGCUCCAUUGCCGGUGCCCGGAGAAAAUACUGAAAACAAACCUCAGCGUACGCCAACCACAGAAGACGAG
Dendroctonus ponderosae (mountain pine beetle) is the source of this 586-nucleotide messenger RNA. RefSeq names its product increased rDNA silencing protein 4. The record is from RefSeq and is a predicted model, not a curated record. NCBI's taxonomy places the organism in Eukaryota, Metazoa, Arthropoda, Insecta, Coleoptera, Curculionidae.